Pipistrellus nathusii (Nathusius's pipistrelle) is the source of this 1698-nucleotide messenger RNA. The record is from the annotation of a GenBank genome assembly. NCBI's taxonomy places the organism in Eukaryota, Metazoa, Chordata, Mammalia, Chiroptera, Vespertilionidae.
AUGAAAGUGUUACUCAGGCUUGUUUGUUUCAUAGCUCUACUGAUUUCUUCUCUGGAAGCUGGUAAAUGUGAGGAACGUAAAGAAGAAAUAAUUUUAGUUUCUUCUGCAUAUGAAAUUGGAGUUCGUGUAUGUCCUCUUUACACAAAUGAAAACAAAGGCACUAUAAAUUGGUAUAAAAAAGACAGCAACACAUCUAUAUCUAUGGAAAGGGGCUCCAGGAUCCAUCAGUACAGAGAUAAGCUGUGGUUUGUUCCAGCUAAGGUCGAGGACUCAGGACAGUACUAUUGCACCGUGAGCAAUUCAACUUACUGCCUCAAGAUUGAACUAACUGCAAAGUUUGUACAACAUGAACCUGACUUGUGUUACAGUGCACAAGCCAUAUACAAACAGAAACUCAUCAUUGCAGGAAAUGGACAACUUGUGUGUCCUUAUUUGGAUUAUUUUAAGGAUGAACAUAAUAAGUUACCCAAAAUAGAGUGGGAUAAGGAUUGCAAACCUCUACUUCUUGACAAAGAAAACUUCAUUGGAGAAUCAAACAAGCUCAUCAUCACGAACGUGACUGAAGCGCACAAAGGGAACUACACGUGCCGUUUGUCCUACGUGCUCCUGGGAAAGCGCUACCGCGUCACGCGGGUGAUCCAGCUCCUCACUCUCGAAAAGGAGAGGCCCCAGAGCCCUGAGAUCGUGAGUCCGCUGAACGAGACGAUGGAAGUGGCCCCGGGAUCCCAGCUACAGUUGGUGUGCAAUGUCACCAGCCAUUACAUUAGCUCUGUCUACUGGAAGUGGAAAGGGUUGCAAAUUGAUGAUGAAGACCCAGUGCUGGCGGAAGACUACAUACAAGUGGAAAAUCCUUCACCCAAAAACGUGAAUGCAGUCAUCCUAAUGCUUAAUAUUUCAAAAGUGAAAAGUGAAUUUUAUCUAUAUCCAUUUACCUGCAUAGCCAGGAAUAAAUAUGGCAUAAAUUCAGCAUAUGUCCAAUUCAUACACCCAGUUCCCAAUUUCCAGAAGCUCAUAAUUGGCACAUUUGUCAUGUUAACAGUAGUGAUUACAAGCGUUGUUUUCAUCUAUAAAAUCUUCAAGGUUGAUAUUGUACUUUGGUACAGGGAUUCUUGCUAUGAUUUUUUCCCGAAAAAAGCUUCAGACGGAAAGACCUACGAUGCGUACAUCCUGUAUCCGAAGACUCUUGGGGAUGGGGCCACCUCUCACUCGGAUGCUUUUGUGUUUAGGAUCUUGCCUGAGGUCUUAGAAAAACAGUGUGGCUACAAGCUGUUCAUUUACGGAAGGGAUGACUACCCUGGGGAAGACAUUGCUGAGGUCACGAAUGAAAACAUAAGGAAGAGCAGAAGGCUCAUUAUUGUUUUGGUCCGAGAAACAUCGGGAUUCAGCUGGCUGGGGAGUUCGUCCGAAGAGCAAAUCGGGCUGUACAACGCCCUCGUUCAUGAUGGGAUCAAGGUCAUCCUGCUGGAGCUGGAGAAGAUCCAGGACUACGAGAAAAUGCCCGAGUCCAUCCAGUUCCUCAGGCGGAAGCAGGGGGCCAUCCGCUGGUCCGGGGACUGGACGGCGGGGAGGCCCCAGUCCGCAAAGACAAGGUUCUGGAAGCAGGUCCGGUACCACAUGCCGGCGCAGCAGCCCCUGCGUCCCCGCACAGGCCGGCCCCAGGGAGAGCCCGCGGCGCCGGGCUGGCCGGUGCCUUGCUGA